Molecule: messenger RNA, 2559 nt
Organism: Aplysia californica (California sea hare)
Lineage: Eukaryota; Metazoa; Mollusca; Gastropoda; Aplysiida; Aplysiidae
Exons: 14
Coding region: 1-2310 (769 amino acids)
Molecular function (GO): oxidoreductase activity, acting on paired donors, with incorporation or reduction of molecular oxygen, reduced ascorbate as one donor, and incorporation of one atom of oxygen
Source: RefSeq, a predicted model, not a curated record
AUGGCAGAACCUUGUCAAUACGUGAGACUGAGAGUGGGGUCGUCAGUGAGAGGCCAAGGACUGUGUCUGAGAAUUCUACCCUCGGCCGUGAAAAUCUUGCUAAAUCCUAUCCAGCAUAAACGAGAAGAGACGAAAUGUGCCAUAGAACUGAUCAACACGCUUGAGCUCCAUGGCCCCAAACGACCUUCAGACAAUAUCUUUGGAAACGAAACAUGGCUUUCCUUUUCUGGAACUCCAGCAACACAGCUGAAUUGCAUUCUUUGUGUGAGCGCGGUGGUGUGGGAGACUACCUGGGCCUACCCGAGUUAUCAAGAACAGGUGCCCAACGGGAACAACGUCCCUCACCCGUGUAAGGUCAACUACCGCUGGCCAGGACUCGGACACGAGAACCCGCUAGGGGGCGGGGCCAGGAACGUCUUCGGACAGGACUUUGCCCGGCUUGGACGUACGUGGAACCAGGAGCUGUGUCGUCUGGACUCUGACGGUGACGGGAAGACCAAUGGAGAAGAACUGGGGGAUCCCAACUGUACCUGGAGGUCUGGACAGAUCCCACAGAGCACCACAGGCAUUACACAUCCAGGUGUUUGUGAGCCCCAUGACAGCGACCUCUGCCGUUACAGGAACGAGUUCUUGAACUGUGAAGUGGACCAGUUCGAAUCCUGCGACGCUAUCAACAACCCAGAGGUCAUGUCUAUCGACUUCCGGUUCACUGAGACCAAAGUCCCCGCCACAGAGACCAACUACUUCUGUAUGACCUUUGACCUGCCCACUGACCAGGACUACCACAUCAUCGCCUACGAGCCGCUCAUAGACAACGCCAACGUCCUUCAUCACAUUCUGCUUUAUGGCUGCAGCGAUCGCGAGAGCCGGGUGGAGCAGAUCGGAACAUGCCCCGGUGACUGUACAAGCGUGCUCUUCGCUAAACCCGCCUACAUCAUCAGUGCACUCAACCACAUGCACUAUCUUGGUCGUUCUAUGAAGAUUGAGCUGUUCAGGGAAGGAAGGUUGAUCAAGGAGCUCACCAAUGAAGAAUACUACAGCUACGACAAUCCCAUUCAGCAUGACCAAAAGCCCCCGGUUCAAAUCCUGCCCGGGGACGAGAUCAAGACAACGUGUGUGUUCAACUCUCUCUCCUCUGACCGCUGGGUCUACUAUGGCGACGGUACCAACGACGAGAUGUGUUUUGGCUUCUUGACCAUAUACCCCAGGGACGCUGUGCCUUACAUUGACUCUUGUGUGAGUUUUGGUCCCGCCUCCACGUGUGAGCUCUAUGGUCAGCAAAAACCAGUGUUCAACGGGUCAAAUAUGGAGCUCACUGACCAGCCUGUAAGAAAUCCUAUACAGCAUAGAGUAGAGGCACAGCAGCCACCCUGGUGGAAUGAAGAGACUGGGGCAUUGUGGAAGAUCAAACGCCAGGCGCUGAGAAGACACGAGAGGAACAGGUCAAACGUGCAGCUGAAAGCUGAGAAAAAGCUAGCAGAUCUCAGAUUCGAUGAGGCAGCAAAAGAAGCCAAAGACCUAGCAUAUGACAACUUCUGCCAUGGCAUGAACAGCGACAGGGCCCUGUAUCAGUUUUGGAACUUCUACAGUCACCUGUCCCCAGUUCCUAAGCCAGACAAGGACCCAAGCAAGAUUGCCUCAUAUCGCAUAGUGACCAUGCAAAAUAUCGUCGGGAAGCUGCUGGAGAAAAUCGUGGCACACAGAUUGGCAAUAGAGCUGGAGGAAAAGAACGUCCUACCGCCGGAACUGGGCAGCUAUAGAAGCUAUAGAAGAGGAAAAAUCACAUGGAUGAAUGCUGCCACUUUUGCAUCCGACGUGUAUGAUGGCUUCGAACGGCUGGGCUUCACAACCAACGAGAUCACACCAGGCUUACCACAGGGAUCUGCACUCUCGCCGGUUCUGUUCAACGUCUAUACAAUUGGGGUAACAUUCAACCAGCAGGAAGGGCCCGGACGUGUGCUCAGUUUUGCUGAUGAUGUGCUGGUGUACAGGCAAGGCAAGAACCACCAGAUUACAGCACCUGAAUGCCGAGAAAUUACAGACGACCUGAAGAAACACCCGUGCUUUCAAGGAGAGGUCGGUGACCUCGUGAACUCUCUCCUGGCGGAGUACCACGAAGGGGCAGAGUUCCUUGGACGAAUCCACUCUUGUCCUGCACGGAGCCAGUAUCCAAGCGGAGAGGUAGAUUGCCGUAGUCAGUGCGCAGACAUCUGCUACAAUGACGUCAGAGACAGCGCCCCCGGAAAUGCCGCCAUGUUGUGGCUGGUUUCCUCAACGUUUGUGUUUGCCCGUCUCAUUAGUGUGUUGUAAAUCUUCCAAAUGUGCGGGAACGAGGCAGACAUACACAUGGGUGAUAACUGCGUGGAUUCAAAAUAACGCCUUAUAUAUCGGGUUAUUCCCCUCUCGCGUUGCUUUAUAAUAAUAUUAUAAUAGUAUUAUAUUCGUGAGCGACUGAGAACUUUAUUGAUCUCGCGGAAUUGACUUUUGUGUUCACAAAACCCUUCCCAGCACACUCCCAAACAGAAAAACUUUUAAAAAUAAACUUUAUACCUACUUUCA